Molecule: messenger RNA, 4497 nt
Organism: Fonsecaea erecta
Lineage: Eukaryota; Fungi; Ascomycota; Eurotiomycetes; Chaetothyriales; Herpotrichiellaceae
Exons: 3
Coding region: 1-4497 (1498 amino acids)
Molecular function (GO): protein binding
Source: RefSeq, a predicted model, not a curated record
AUGGCUCCUCGAGGUCCAUCUUCAGCUUUCGAAAGCGAAACCUUUGGGCAAGAUGCGUCUUUCAGACUCGAGCAACCCGUGGGAUCCAUGACCAUCUCCCCAAGUGGUCGGGAUGUUGCAUUGGCUUCCAAAGAAGGGCUUCACAUCAUUGACCUUGAUUCUCCCUACUCUCCUCCACGUUACCUUCCUCACCGGACUCCCUGGGAAGUUGCUGAUGUUCAAUGGUCUCCCUUUGCAGCAAGGGACUACUGGGUUGUCAGCACGUCGAACCAGAAAGCCCUGGUUUGGAAUCUGGAUGCGCGAUCAUGGCAGGAUCCCAUCGAAUUCGUGCUUCACGGCCAUACGCGAGCAAUAACCGACAUCAAUUUCUCCGCCCAUCAUCCUGACGUCCUUGCAACUUGCGCUGUCGACAGCUUCGUUCACAGCUGGGACUUGCGGGCCCCAGCGAGACCUGUCAAUUCCUUUUCCGAUUGGUUUGCAGGCGCAACUCAGGUCAAGUGGAAUCGGCAAGAUGAGCACGUCGUUGCAAGCUCGCAUGAUAAGUUUCUUCACAUCUGGGACGAUAGAAAUGGGGCAUAUCCUGUACGGACUAUCGAAGCCCACGGAACCAAAAUCUAUGGGAUUGACUGGAAUCGCCACCAUCAUAACAAGAUUGUCACCUGCUCUCUGGAUCGAACAAUCAAAUUCUGGGAUUUCGAUGGAGAAGAAAGUACAUUGGAGCGUGUCAUUGAAACCCCGUUCCCUGUGUGGAGAGCGCGUCAUACCCCUUUUGGAUGGGGACUGCUCGCCAUGCCCCAGCGCGGUAACAGCGACUUGCAUCUCUAUGAUCGUCGUGCGGUCAAUGGGGUUUUUGAGAGCGGCCCCGUACGUCCAGUUGCAACAUUCAAGGGCCAUGAGGGUCAGGUCAAAGAAUUCCUGUGGCGCGCUCGGGGUACAAUUGUUGACAACAUUGAUAAUCGAGACUUCCAGCUGGUGUCCUGGGGUACGGACAGGGAGUUAAGGCUUCAUGCGCUUGAGCCCGACAUUUAUGCAGACAUCGGAUACGAAAAAGGUGUCUCCAAAAUCCAACGGCUGAAUUUCACGCGAAGAGGUGCUGUGUACAAGACCUUUCGCGACGAUCCGGGGGACGCAGAUUCCCCGUUGGACGAAACCUCUCGCAGUGAGGUCUUCCCUCGUCACGGCCACCUAACGCAUUUCCGACCUCGCUCAAGCACUAGUGUUGGCAUGAGUAAAAUACCUGUUUCGCAAUUUCGCGGCUGGGUUCAAGGAGGUCGUUAUGCACAAAGAUCCGGUAUGCACGGAAGAGGCAUCAAUCGGCAGAAUACGGAUCCGAUCUCAUGGUUAAAGAACGUCAAGAUAUUUUCUUGGGACCCUGACACAUUGGCCGAAGAAAUCCGGCAGGUAGGAGAAAAGUUCAAAAAGGUAGAAUUUGAGGUCGUCGAUAUCUCGCAUCGAAAGGCUGUCAUGUCACUCCAAGCACCCUGGGGGGAGGACCAGAGCCAAAUUUACCUGAGAGUGGAGAUGAGGUUUCCCAAGCAAUACCCUCGGAAUGCCAAUGCCGUCCUGACAUUACAGAAGUCGGGAUUUCUGGACGAAGCAACGCACAAGCUGAUAACAACAGAGCUGCACACAAUCGCAGAGACCUAUGCCUCCAGGAAACGCGGGUGCUUGGAAGCAGUCCUCCGUUACUUGCUGAGGGACCAGAAUCUUGAACAGAUUGUAGCUUGGGUACUUGGGGAAUCGCUGACUGAUUCGAAGAUCUUGGAUACGAGUACAGUCGGCGCCGACGACUCCAGCAGUGACAGUGAUGAUCAACUAGAUGGCGUGCGGGAAGGUCUCGACGCUUCGGCGAACAUUCUGGUUCCGCUGGCCAAGGGCUGUGGUGCCCUUUGGUCCGAGACUGGAAAGUUGGUUUGCUUCUUUCCCGACAAAGGAAAUGAGCCUGUUUCCUUCUUGAGCACUUUGGGUGUUAAAGACCUCGAUGACUCGGAUUCGAGCAGACUCUUCGAAGGCUUUGGCCGUCUCCACGCCAGCUCACCGGCCCGCAAAACCACACGAGGGGCGAAAACAGCGGACGAUGAAUCUGGUUCUGAGACGUCAGAUUCCUCGUGGCAUUCAUCAAGCAGUUCUUCAUCCUCCUUCGAGACCGAGCAAAACAUCCCCGGCGUGUCAUCAUACCGAGUAGGGGCUUCGGGUCUCCAGCAGCGGUCGCGUUCCCCCGACCGGUCCAAUCAAUCUACCACCGGUGGCCACAACAAGCUGAAUGAUGCUCCUCGUAAGAGUGCCGUGUCAAUACAUACCUUUGAUGAUUUAAUUCCCUCAAAGCGUGACCUGGCGGUUGAGUACCAACUUUCUGGAAACGGCCCAGACGUCUGCAAACAUAAUGCUGCGGUUGCUCGAAAUGCGUCUCUGAGAGACCUGGAAUCUGUGUGGACAGUUGUCGGACUUGUCUUGAACGACUCGAUCCCGCUGGAAGUUCUGUCGGGAACGCGAGAUCCCACGUUGCAAGACAUCCUGGUAAUUGCAAAAAUGGCUAGGGGAAGAUCUCUCGGAAAGGGCGACAACCAUCUAGACGCACGCAAAGUCUUUGGCAGGACCCGAUGGGGAAACCACCCUUUCGGCUCGACAUACCUGCUUCCUGCUAUCUUCGACCAUUACGAGAGACUGGGUGAUGUGCAGAUGCUUGCCACAUUGGCCUGCGUCCUUGCAUCAAGCAUCAACCAUGGUGACAUACCAGGAGAUGCCCAGGCGCCUACGAUGCCUUCCGACUAUAUCUCCCGCAUUCCAGGUGACUACUUUCCAUCCAGGGCCGUGGCCAAAGCCUUCUUUCGAAAGGAUGCCGAUGUGGAAGGAUACGUCUUCGUCCACACCAACAGUGUCCCUCAUGGACCCGGCGUACAAGGGCUAGGAGGUCCUGAAAGCCGGCGCAGACCAACCCAUCUCUUAGGCCGUCAGGACAGCCAAUUCUCUUCUAGGGGAACAAGUUCCAUUGGUGACGACUCCCAUGACCAAUCUGCGCCGUAUUCAACGGCGGUUUCUGUCUCGACGUCUCCUGAAGGAAAUCGGCUGAGCAACAGAACAACCUCUGGCAUUUCUUAUCCUUCUGCGCGAGCGAGUCUGUCGGCUUUGACCCAGUCGUACUCAAACUCCCCUCCGAACCAGAGUUCAUCGUCAGGUUUUGCUUCUAGUCUGAAAAAAUAUAGUCCCUCGGGGUCAUUAGCGCCUAACUGGGUGUCUUCUGGCAUAUUUGGCAGUCAAACGACAAGCCGGGGCUCACGGACGCCCUUCCAUCAUAAUGAAGGAGCGAGUCAAGAUGGCCGCGAGCCAGGCAACCGCUCAUCGUUGGCGUCCUCCGGUGCACAGAGCUCCCGGAGGAGUCACACUACGCAAAUGUCGGCAGUUUCGCGCAGCGGUGUAUCUGCGGCCGAGUCUGAGGUCUCUGAGAAGACAUUGGGCAAGAAUCCUCCAAAGCGUAGGAGAAUUAAAACUCGCCUGGUAAACCAGGGCAAAUUCGAUCUGGACGGGUACUCGUCCGGGUCGAUCCUGGACCGUAUUCUCGAAAUGAAGUGCAGGGUCUACCGGCAAAGCUAUGCACAUCUUCUCGAUGUGUGGCAGUUGCAUCUCCAGCGCGCCGAGGUGCUGAAAUUUGACGGCACAGCAGCAGAAGGGAUCGAUAUGGAUAAUGGCCGACCAAGUACUGUUCAGCCACCACCUGCACCUGGCUUAGGACGCCCACGCAGGAAGACCUUGAGUUCAAUAUCUCGAGGCACGGAUCUUGGCCUGGAAAUAAAACGCUUGUGUCGCAAUUGUGGGGGGCUUCCAGCACCAAUCGAGAAGAAUGGCAUACCCAUCGGAUGGCAUUGUGGAUGGUUUGGCGCUCGACGAGUCAAGCACGACCAAACAGGAUCGAGGCGGUCUUCGGCGGAGAAACCACAACUUUCGCCAAUCGAGGACAAGGAUGAUGCAGAUGCCUUCGUGCCAUAUCCUCCGUCCAUCGACAAUCAAGAGCAUGCCUAUCUUGAACCGCCCCAACUGACCCAUCAGCUCAGCCAUAGUAGCAGAGGAAGUUCGAACCUGCCUCGCUCGACGAGUCCCCUCGUCCCUGCUUCAUCUUAUUCUCAUUCCUCUACCGACACCGGCACCGGCACUGGCACUGGAGCGGCAGAUACUGCGCUGGCGGCUUUUCUCGCUCUCACCCAGUCCCACCAGCGCUCGAAAUCUGUUAACCUGGGGUCAGCGCGUAGCAAGGCCUCCUCUAUCUCGCGAGCUUCCGAAAUGCAGAGCCAAGGCGGUUCGAGUAAAAUGCCACAUGAAAGUGGCAAAACAACUAUAUCAGAAAGCGAUGCAGAACCAGCUACGCGGGAAGGAGAGGACUCCGGCUCACUCAACCCUUUUGCCGGCAGUACCAUUGCGACUCUGGGCAGAGGGAUUGGAGCGGGCCUGAGUCGUGGGCUGACUUCAAAGGCCAGCGACGCCACCAUUCGGAGAAUUAAGUGA